UGUGUUUACAUUGCGUCAUCAGGUACAGCUGGACGUUAUAAUACUGGGCUCAUUAGGAGAAUUUGAGGUAUAGAAAUUAGGAUCCAUGAGAUGGCAGUGGUGCAACAAAAAUGGAUGCAAGCUGCCGUUAAAAUCUAAAGAAGAAGAAGAAGAAGAAGAAGCUGGACGUUAAUACCAGGCUCAGUGACAGAACCGGCGGGUCUGCCCAUUGGAGGAACUGUUCUGAGGUUCCGGUCGGGUUCAGGGCUGCAUCAGCCUUCCGGACGUCUCAGGUUUUCUGGCUCAGGUUCAUUGCUAGACUGACUGCUGCCAGAGAUCCUUCCUGUAGUGAUGAGAAAUACAAGCAACAUACUGUAAAGAUACAAUGAACGUGGUCCAGCAUUCUGAGGAGAAGCUCUGCAGGGCUUUAGUGUCUAAAUUACCGGCUUUGGCUAAAUUAUACGGCGACUACACAGAAGGAGAAAGACGCUUUCUGGAGGGAGGACUGCACCCUGGGAAGCGAGGGUCUCUCUUCCAGCCCAUCACUCUUCACUCUGACUCGGACUGGAUCGUUGCUCAUCCUGAGGAACCUCAAGACUUUGAGGCUUUCUAUAGAGACCCUCACCGCAAGACGCCUGACUCAAGCCACAACACUAUUUACAUACAAACUAUCGGUUCUUUUGGAGACGAGGGACUCCAGACAGACCAGUAUGUUGAAUGGCUCAGAGAUUACUGCCAGGCCUUUUUCUGUGGGCUUUCUGUUAAGUUGCUUCCAGCAGUUAGUGUGUCUGAAACAGGAUGCUCCUUUAGGGUGAACAGCAGCUCACACAACCUGCAAAUUCUCACAGGUGACUUGUUACGGUAUCUGGGGAAAAGAAAACCAAAAGAUGCUUUCUGCAUAGUUGGAAUCACGAUGAUUGACCUCUACCCAAAGGACUCCUGGAACUUUGUGUUUGGUCAGGCUUCUCUCAGUGACGGGAUGGGUGUGUUCAGCUUUGCCAGAUAUGACGACCACUUUUACUCCAGAAAUUAUGCUGGGAGGCUGAAGAAGAAGCUUCAGCCGAGGCAGGGAGAUUUCUCUGUGUUCCAGGGAUACUACACUCCACCCAUCACCAGCACUCUGCUGCUUCGAUCCUGCAAGACCAUUACCCAUGAGAUUGGCCAUAUGUUUGGAAUAAAGCACUGCCAGUGGAUGAACUGUGUCAUGCAGGGAUCGAACCACUUGGAGGAGUCGGAUCGUAGACCGCUGGACCUCUGUGCGAUCUGCCUUCACAAGCUUCAGGUCGCAGUUGGAUUUAAAAUUACUGACAGAUACAAGGCUUUACUUUGCUGGAUGGAAGAUGACGAGAGUCAGCUGUCAGAAGCAGAGGGGGCGUCUGUUCACCACUCUGCUGUCCGUUUUCACAAACCCACCGAAGCCUUCAAUGAAUCCCGGCUGUGGCUCCGCAGCUGUUUGGACAGACUGGAAAUAAGUUAGCCGAAGUGACUGCCAGCUUUCAUUCAGCUGAUGAAGAGUUUUGUCUAAGCUUCUUAAGGUUGUUCCUGUGGCUCAGUGGUAGGGUUGGGAUCUUGCAAUUGGAAGCUUGCGGCUUCCGCGUGUUCUGUUCAUGACACUUAACCCGAAGUUGCCUACAGCUUGGUGUAUGAAUGAAUGAACAUGUGAAAUACUCAAAUGACAUCUUUUAGGCCAAUUGCUUCUCCUUCAUUUGGCUCAAACACGAAGAAAAGGUCAGGUCACAAGUGCAGCUGGUUAUCACGAGUAAACAUGCAGGAGGAUCAUUAAGAUAUUUUUAUUGAUUUAUUGUGUAAACUGAGGAUUCGACAGAUGUGUCACACUGAUGGGACACGUUAAAAAUAAGAGGGAAUUUGGAUGGACUGUCAACAAUCAACAGGAGAAAGAAACUUUGUGAAUUAAGGGACUUAAUGUCACAUUUUUAUUUUAGUCUGAAAUGCAAACUGCAAUCUGAUGUGUUUAUGCUCAGAUUAGCAUUAGCAGGUCAUUUUGCAUGGAUGGAUGUGUUAACAUUAUACAGGCUCUUCAGUGACUGAUGUGAUCAAUGCAUGAGCCAUCGCUUCAUGACACAAAAAUACGCCUGGAAGGCUUAAUUAAGAAGUUCAAUUCACAUCAUUGCUUUAUUGCGAUUUAAUGCAUCUUUGGUACAAAAUGACAAAUGAUUGAUAUACAGAAAAAAUAGAUUAAAAAAUAAGAAAAUACUUUUUGUUACAUUCUCCUGAGGUUUUGGAAUUUUUUAUUUAUUUUCAAUUAAUUGCAAUAAAAUCUGUGCAGUAUAUUUUGUUAGCAGCUCUCUUUAGUUUCUAGUAUUUUCCAGGAGUGGUUAGACUGAUCAACAGCUGAUGUAAAAUGCUUCAGUGUUAGGCCCUGAUUGAUACCAGACAAACUAACUAACUUCACACUGCAACACUGAUGACUUAUUGAGGACACACCUUUGUGUGACAUCUCCUGUCACUGUUCAUUCACUCUACACUCUUCACUAACACAGAACAAAGUACAAAAAAAGCAUUAAUUUUUAUAUUUGGCGUGUAAACUUGUAAAAAAAAAAUACUGGUUGUUGGAUCAUAUUUAAGGUACAACUCCCUAUUUCGAUCAAACACCACAGCGAUACUUCCGUCUAGGCAUGCGGCGGUAUGAAAUUAUGACACUAUGAUAUGUUAGGUAAAAAUAUCACCAUGUCGUGGUAUCACAUGGCGGGUAAACGUCAGCCCCUUGUUCUACUCUUAGCUUGGUACAGAGGGUCUGAACGCUCGGCUAUUGAGACACGAUUGCUUCCUAGAGGAGUGGACUCUGUUGAGGUUUUAAAUUUUCCUAAAGUCGUUAAUGUUUGGCCGUGACGUAACGAUGAUGUAAUGCACCAGUUUGAUGCUAUGAAGCUUCCGGAAAUUACGAGGCGGCUGUUGGUGUCAAUUCAUUAUUUGAAAGUGUGGCCAACAUGGACUGAAAGACUUCCUUCACUUCCUCUGCUGCCAUUGCAAAAACUGCAGUGAGAGUGCAUUUCUAAAACAGCGCAGAAGAUCAACUUCUCUUGUAUGCUGAUUGGCCCAGUAGAAAGUCUACUGGCAGACUCCAAGUCAAUGGGAGGAAGCCUGGAGCAUAUCAGAGAUUUGAAUGGAGCAGAGUGGCCUGGGAUGGCUAGGCUAGGUGUGGUAUUAGUAUUACAGCUCUAAGACGUAUCAUUUAGCAUUUCUUUAGCAUGCUUUGAUGUGAAUGUAUAGGCAAUUUGCUUCUUGCAUGUUUGCUGAAUUGUGGGCUGAUCCUCUUUGACAUGACGCGUUGCUGCCAGAACAUUUAGAACAGCCAUUUGAAUUUAACUAGAAUUUCUUUUUUUAUUAUUGCUGGACAUUUUGUUUACACUAGUGGCAUUUAUUUGAAAGCAAUGUGACAGGAAGGGGUCAAAGAGAAAGGGAGAAAGACAAUGGGAGACGAACGUGGGGUGAACACAUCCCGGUCGGUAGCCUCUGUCUACAUGGCGCAGCUCCAAAAUCUGCGCCACGCGACAGCCCUUUAUUUUCAUUUCAAAUUCGCCUAUCGCCAUAAUCUCUACAGUCAUAGUCAACUUAAAUUGCUUUUGGAAGUUCCUUCUAGAUCACAAACACGGUGAUAUUUGUUUCACUAGAGGUAGCUCGUUCAUUUCACCACAGCAUGAACUUUACCUUUAAUUUAGCAAAUUGCUCUCCUAGAUGUACGAUCGUGUUUGCCUCCUUUGGCUACAGUAUGGUAAGCAAGUUUUGCACAUAGGACAACCUUCUUCCUCCAAGUUGCCAUCUGUCUUCCUGCGGUAGCUGAUGUACUUCCAUAAAGUGGACUUUGUUCUUUUAGACAAGGUGGACGGAUUGUGAUAGUGCAGCUACACAUGACCGGUUUGAUUCGACCUCCACUCUAUCUCUGAC
This is a messenger RNA of Xiphophorus couchianus (Monterrey platyfish), 3885 nucleotides long. RefSeq names its product archaelysin family metallopeptidase 2 (gene amz2). Lineage: Eukaryota; Metazoa; Chordata; Actinopteri; Cyprinodontiformes; Poeciliidae. Gene Ontology annotation, molecular function: metallopeptidase activity. The transcript has 9 exons. The record is from RefSeq and is a predicted model, not a curated record. Gene Ontology annotation, biological process: proteolysis. Bases 365 to 1456 code for a protein of 363 amino acids.